Anopheles gambiae (African malaria mosquito) is the source of this 5372-nucleotide messenger RNA. It is a transcript of the gene Hip1, whose product is annotated as huntingtin-interacting protein 1-related protein. Gene Ontology annotation, cellular component: clathrin-coated vesicle; actin cortical patch. Gene Ontology annotation, biological process: clathrin coat assembly; endocytosis; actin filament organization. Gene Ontology annotation, molecular function: actin filament binding; clathrin light chain binding; clathrin-cargo adaptor activity. NCBI's taxonomy places the organism in Eukaryota, Metazoa, Arthropoda, Insecta, Diptera, Culicidae. The transcript is spliced from 12 exons. The record is from RefSeq and is a predicted model, not a curated record. Bases 1231 to 4764 code for a protein of 1177 amino acids.
ACAUGAUAUGGGAUAAGGUGGUGGUGAUGGUUGGUUGACUGGUGUGGUACGGUAGCCGAAGGAAACGAAACGUUCCUUUCGGGCGUAAAUAACAAGCAGCAUGGAAUGUCUCGCAACAAUUACAAAGCUAUCGUUUGCUCCCCUAUUGUUUGCUGACAGAUUCAGUCCCAUUCCCCGUUCCUCGUGCGUGCAGCUGAUGCAGCUUGUUUAACGACGCACCAACGAUCGUCUCAGCUUUCAUACGACCAUACGCCCUCGUUCACUCUCCAUUCGGCUCUCGUACUCCCGUCAGUUGAGUCGUGUGCGUGCGUGCGUGCAUCAUUGUUGUUGCUGUUUUUCGCAAUGGAAAAUGUGCUUGAAAAGUAGUGUUGCAGCAGAUAUGAGGCUAUGAGGUAUCAGUGUAGAUGUGUGGCUUGAAUUUGCCUUCUCGUGGUUCUGUGCUUCACGUUGGUGUACUGCACUUUUUCGCAAGCCAAAAAAGAAACUGCAGUGCGCGACGUGACGCGUUCGCGAAUUAUUUCACUUCGAACAGAUCAGGUAGUGAUCACCGCGUAUUCUCUAAAUCCGGUCGACCUACGCUUAACCACGGUUGUGGCGAGGGACGGAUAGUGGAAGUUUCUAGUGCAUUGUGCUCAUUACCAUUAGUGUCACAGCGCCACCGCCUGCUGCUCUCUUAUCCAUCUGGCUUGAUCUCGUUGGAAACCAAUUGGGUGGGAAAGCCCGGCAACUGGAUCGCGAGUGUAGACGAACAUUUCAGUUGUCCGUUCUUCGGUGGUUGUAACAGCCGUUCGGCCAGUUAGUGCGGUGUUGCUAGAGUGUGUAGAGCUGGCGAGCAUGGCCUCACUAUCAUUGCCGCGUGUACUGCAACACCGGAAGUCUCCCGUUGAGAUCGAGCGUGAAAAUCUCGUUAAAAAUUUGGUACGAUUCCGUUCUGCUGCAUGUCUCUGUCUCUCUGAAUGUGCUGUAUGUAUGUAUGUAUGUAUACAUGUAUGUAUGUAUGAACGAAUCUGCGUGAUGUGAAAGAUCGUCGUUGGGAGUGAUAUCUUCAUAUAUAUAUUAUUACAAUUGCAAUUCCCCUGGAUUUCAUUUCUUCCUGCUCGCUGCAUCGCUUGCACAUCUUUACUGUAAAGCCAUAAAGCACCAACCACAACAAUAAUGAACCAUUACCUACUAUAGUGAAUAUUACUGCACGGAACCAUUUGUAAAGCAAAGCAUUUUUGACUGUAAAACAUGUCGCUAACGGAUAAGGAAUACUAUAAUCUGACUAUCAGUAUUUCCAAAGCGCUCAGCAAUGUGGAAAUGCCCAUCAAGGUGAAGCACGUCCGUGCGGCUAUCAUUGGUACAUUCCACAGCAAUGGUGCGCAUGCAUUUUGGGCCAUUGCCAUCCGGCAACCGAUACAGGACAAUCGGAUAGUGGCGUGGAAGUUUUGCCAUCUGCUGCACAAGAUACUGCGCGAGGGCCACCCGCUAUGCUGUCAGCAUUCCAUGCGGCACCGGGCCAUGCUGCUGGAGGCCGGAAAGCUGUGGGGCCAUCUGAACGAUGGGUAUGGUAUUUGCAUCAAGCACUACACCAAGCUGCUCGUGACGAAGCUCGAGUUUCACGAUCGCAACCCCCGCGUACCGGGCAGCUUAUCGUUACGCCAGGGCGAUCUGGAAAAGAUUGGCGAGGGAGACAUUAACAUUUAUUUCCAGCUCGCAGUUGAGAUAUUCGACUAUCUGGAUGAUAUCAUUGCGCUGCAAGGCACAAUAUUCAAUUCCAUCACAACGUUCUGCGUCAGUUCGAUGACUUCGGCGGGACAGUGCCGUUUGGCACCGUUGAUUCCUUGCAUUCAAGACUCGAACCCACUGUACGAUAUGCUGGUGCGCGUGAUGUUUAAACUGCACGCCAACUUACCCUCAGAUCUGCUGACUGGGCAUCGCCAGCGCUUCAACACACUGUUCCAUCAGCUGAAAUCGUUCUACGGACAGUCGCGCAAUCUGCAGUAUUUUGUUAACCUGAUCACCGUACCGAAGCUCCCGGAGGCGCCGCCCAACUUCCAGCAGCAAAGCGAUCUGGGCAACUACCAAACACCGGUAGUGGUGAUGCCCGAUAGUGAACCUCUGGACAAUGAGCCAGAACCGCCAGCGAUCGACAAUCUGAUCGAUACGGCCGAGGCGACCCCACCGAUACCGGAGCUUCCGCACGCGAACAACCACCAUCAGGUGGCCGCUCCGGCGCCGGUCGUACCGGUGGCACAAGUAAUGGAACUGGAACGGCUGAUUCAGGAGCGGGACAAUAUCAUUCGCCACCUGCAGAUGGAAACGCAAGGAUUGUCCAACCAGCUGAAAGCGGCAACCGGCGAGCAGCGGGACGUGCAGCGUCGACUCGAGGACCAAAUAGCGACACUCAAUGCACAGCUUACGCAUAGCCAAGGCGAACUUACCAAUCUACGGUUUCAGAAGGAAGAGCUGGAACUGCGAGCCCAAACGGCACCAACGCUAGAGCAGCGAGCGCAAGCGGAAGAGGAACGCGCAAAAGCCAGUGAGGAAAAGUUCCAAAAACUAAAAACCAUGUACACGCAGAUACGCGAUGAGCACGUGAAUCUACUGCGUCAGCAUGGCGAAAUUAGCAAGCAACUAGCCUCGUCCACGAAAAUUGCAGCCGAAGCGAGCAAAGCCAAGGAAGAACUCCAAUGCCAGCUGGAAGAGCUCGAGCAAAAGCAAGCCCUGGUACAGAAUGCACUGCAGCAAAGUUCGAACGACGCACGACAGGAGCAGGAAGCCAUUGGCGAACAGCUUCAAAUCAUGACGCAAAAGUGUGAAUCGCUGCAGAGCCGCUAUGAUGAGAUGGAAGCGUCGCGGCAGGCCGAAAUUGCCGAGCUUCGCAUCAACCUCGAGCGGCUAGAGGGCGAACUGCACACGUUCCAGCAAGAGCGCGAAGCUCUCUCGAACGAAAAGGGAACGCUAGAGGAACGGUUGGCCGAAAUACAGAGCGAAAAGCAGGAGCUUGAUUUGAAGUACCAGGAAUGCAUGGCAAAGAUGCACGAACUUGAGCUAAAGACUGAUCAUUACGCAAAGGAAGAAAUGUCUUUGCAGCAGAGCGUAAACGAAAAUUCACUUAAAGCGCAGGAACUAUCCGAUCAAAUUGAACAAUUGCGGACGGAAAAUGAUACACUCAAACAACAAUACAACGAACUGGAAGCAGCCAAAGCGUUGCAAGCGGAAGAGUUCCAGCGAACACACCAGGAGGAACUGCUUCGGUUCGAUUCACUGCAGACGGAAAUGAACGAUAAGCUGGCCACUAUCGCCUCGGAAAAGGAUACCAUAGCGGGCGAAAAGAAGCAAACCUGGGAGCAGCUGCUAAUGCUUCAAACGGAAUCCACCCAAAAGCAGGCUGAUUUUGAGUCGCUGGAAAAGGAUUUGAAAUCAGUUCUCGAGCAAAAGGAUCACGAAUUGGAAGAACUUAAUGCAAAGUAUCGGGAGCUGGAAGAAAAAUAUCAGGAGCAAACGGAACACAAACUGCAGGCUGCGCUGUUAAAGGUGGAAGCGCUAGAAACGGCGCUCAUUGACAGCAAAAUUAGUGGAGAGACGGCACUGCGCACCCUGCUGGAGGCGUGCAUUAAGUCGUCGGAAAAGCUGACACUGCGCGCCAUCGGUGAAAACGAAAUGCCCGGAGCUGGCGGAACACCCACCUACUUUUUGAUGAUAGCGGAAGAGCUGCAGGAAGUGCUGACCAAGCUGAAGAUGGUCCAUGAGAACUAUCUGAAGGACAAUUCGACGAACGUAGAAUCGCUGGCACGGAAAGUCAUCAUCGGGGCACAUCUGCUCGCUUCUGCUCACGUGCAGGGCAUGACUGUAUGCAAUCGCUCGGCAAACAUUGAAAGCGGUGAACGUAUCGCAGAAGAGUUGAAGAAACUGGGUCAAUCGAUCACGACCCUUUUCCACUCACUGCAGAAAACAAGCGAAUCAGGUACGGUAAGUGAUCGUAUAACUGACCUGAAGACAAAACUGGAAGAGGUAACUACCAUGAUCGUCGACCUGGGCAAGCAAACCGAUGGUACCGAAAAUCUGGGCGACAUGGUGGAGUCCGAGCUGACCACCAUGGACAAAGCGAUCGAAGAAGCUGCAUCACGCAUACAGGAAAUGCUGUCAAAAUCCCGCGCUUCCGAUUCGGGCAUAAAGCUAGAGGUGAACGAGAAGAUUCUUGAUGCCUGCACGAGUCUCAUGCAAGCGAUCAGAGUGCUAGUGCAGAAAUCUCGUUUGCUGCAAUCGGAAAUUGUUGCACUCGGCAAAGGAACCGCUUCGGCAAAGGAAUUCUACAAACGAAACCACCAAUGGACGGAGGGACUAAUUUCGGCAGCCAAGAGUGUAGCCCAAGGAGCCAACUUUCUGGUCACGGCGGCAAAUAAAACGGUGGUCGGUGGGGCAAAACAUCAGCUAGAUUUGGUGGUAGCCGCCCAGGAGAUUGCGGCCUGCACGGCACAGCUCGUAGUGGCCAGCCGCGUGAAAGCUCCACGAUCCAGCACCAACCUUACAGCGCUGGGCACCGCCUCCAAGAACGUCACGCAAGCGACCGGGAUUGUUGUUGCCACGGCGAAGGAUUGCAGCCAGCGGUUGGAAGAUUCCCAGGAUCUGGAUCUUGGCACGCUGACGGUACAUCAAGCCAAAACGAAAGAGAUGGAAAUUCAGGUAAAGGUGCUUGAGCUAGAGCAGGCACUGCAAAUGGAGCGAAUGCGCCUGGCCUCAUUCCGCAAGAAGAACUACCAACAACCCGUGGAAGAGUAGUAAACCUAGCACUUGGCGCCACUCCCAUGUUGGGUACGCUCCACGCUUUUUUUAAGAAGGUAGUACGGGUCGCAGCGAUCACUUUUUCGAAAUUCACCAAACACAUACACAGAGGUUUAAAAUGGCCAAUCUGUAGACGACUGUAGCUAUGUUUCAAUCCAAUCCCAAAAAAUCAAACAAAAUGCUUGGAUUUAAUUUGCUCUCUACAUGGAGAUGCAUUUCUACCGAUUGUGUCUUAUUUUGGCAAUCAUUUCAAAUCACUUCAGACUGGUAAUAUGCAACAAACUGGAGGGGAAAGCUGUUUGUGUUGAACAAUGUUACACUUAUCAUCCCACGUUAUCAGCCACGCAUAUCACACGUUAGCCAAUGAGAGGGAGGCAUCAUCAUGCAACAUCGACAUUAUGUUAAGAGUGUUUCGUCGCUUCAUUAACCGUUAUUAAUAGGAUAGUGAAUAUAUUAGUAUAGCAUAUUUAACUUUGUUAGAUACCCCCAAAAGCGUAAGAUGCAUCCAGUAACGAAUGAUAAGAAGCUCUGUUAUACUGUAUCUUGUAUUUCUACUUACAACGAAAUUGAUGCAAACAAAUAAACAUGGAUCAAAUAAAAUCGUA